AUGGUCACAAUUACGAAGAGCAUCCAAUGUAAUCCUUUCAUCUUCACAGUCGAGAGCACAUUCAAGGCCUUUGUUCGAGAGGUUGCAAAUGCUGCGAAGACUACGACAACAAACCUCACACUCUCACUCCUACACUGGAAGUUCGAAACACCUGCCAGUCUACCCAUGAAACUGCUAACUGACGAGGUUGGCUUUCAAGCAAUGCUUGAUGCAGUGCAGGAACGCACAAAGGGUCACACAAUUUUCCUUUACCUCCCGAAGCCUAUCGACCUUGAAGGGCCACCAGAGAUGUCUAGCCAUCGUAAUGCCAUGUACUACGAGGAUGAUGAAGAUUCGAGUAUCCCACCAGAACGGAAUGCAACCAUGUCUCACAAAGCUCAGAUCAAUGCUCUGUGUCAAGAAAGUACAAAGGAAGUGAUGGAGUUAGAGCGUCAUUAUCCCAUCGGAAGCCAUCCUUUAUUCCCAGACAAGCGCAUAUAUGCAAAGAAUGGUUUGUUUUGGGAACUCACCUCUCUUCGCCUCGAUGUAUGGGGUGCCGCAAUUUCAACACAAUCUGACCCUCGUGCCACAUAUGAUACGCCUCCAAUGUCAAACCACUUCACGAAGGACAAGGCUAUCAAACCUGUUCGUCCACCACCCAAUUCUUCGAUGACAGUCUUUGCAGCCUAUGGUGCCUAUGUCAAAGGUGAAGACUACACUUCCAAUAGGACUCCGAGUCAUGGCGAGACUCAAACAGGUCUCAACAACCACUCUGAUCAUGAUUCUGGACAUUCUGCUACCUUGACGGACUAUCAAAACAGUGUGCCGCCAAGGUCUGGGCCUGACCCUUUGUUCUUUGCGCACCACCCAGGUCUGCCACAUCCACACCACCUAGGCCUGCCACAUCUCCACCAACCACAUCCCUUGUACUAUCAUCCACCAUACUAUCCUUAUCAAUACUCAUACUAUCCUCCUCCGAAUGCUGUACAUCCACCUGCAGUACCACCACCACCAGUUGCAGUCCCAGUCACCAGCGAUUCAUAUCCAUCACCGGGCAUUACCAUGAAGCACUCUGUCACAUUGGAGACUUUUUGUGCCAAAUUCCACGUAUCUGGCUCUGAUUCAGAAAAGCUUUCCAAGCUUGGGUACAAUCCUGGCAACCGCAUUGUUGAAAGCCUGACAACAGAUGAUUGGCAGUCCGUCGGGUUCACUAUGCUUAGCUGGCGUACAUUCCUUUCUUAUCAUCGCAAAUUUUGCGAUGCCAUUAUUGCAGGUACAUGGAUCUCGCCUUCUUAG
Messenger RNA from Suillus fuscotomentosus, 1275 nucleotides. RefSeq lists its product as uncharacterized. The record is from RefSeq and is a predicted model, not a curated record. The transcript has 4 exons. The coding region runs from base 1 to 1275 and encodes 424 amino acids. NCBI's taxonomy places the organism in Eukaryota, Fungi, Basidiomycota, Agaricomycetes, Boletales, Suillaceae.